AUGACUCCAGGAACAAUACUGGAGCGCAGCAACGGAGCCGUGCUGGCAAUCUUUCUGUCUGGUUGUUACCAUUACUUCUUGGAGCUGUGCUACUCGCUCUGUGCAUUCUCUGUUGUCUGCCCCAAUGCACCGAAGAAUAAUGCUCAUCAUCUAUGGUGGGGUGGCAGAGAUGGUGGCCGGGGUGAUCGAGUUGAUUAUCCAGAGGGACAUUCCAAUUCUGCUGCCAUUUCUCCUUCUGACUCACAAGAAACUUCAUCUACUGCACAGGCAACACGCAGCGCUUCUUCUGCGCCAUCUGCCAAGCCGCGUGGAAUAUUCAAGAAAAAUUCUGGUAGAAACAUUGACAGAGAGGACGUCACGCCUUCUGUGCGAGACAUGUAUGGAGCAUCUAGGGAUAGCAGUAAUGCAUCGCACUAUGCCGCAUCAGGAUUUUAUGGAAGAAAGCAAUUUGAAACUGAUGCUCCAAGCCGAAAUGCGAGUUCCAGUCGCGCGGACUAUUUGAGCACGUCGGAGAAGACCAACAACAACGGGAUGAACUUAAGGUCGAAUCUGGAAGAAUACGUGCAGCGAGCUCAUUCUCAACGCAACAGCCAGCGUAGCCAGUAUGCGUCUCGUUUGGAGUUUAACGAGCCGGACUUAUUUAGCGAACGCGGAGUGGACAUUGGCGCUGAGACCACAGAUGCUGCCGAAGAGCUACUCGGAAUGGCGUCACUGCCUUAUUGCUGGAUCGCCAAUGAACAGGGCGAGCAGCCUAAAGGUGACGUCGCUCGAAGAGGAGGCUGGUCGUCCUGA
Molecule: messenger RNA, 792 nt
Organism: Cylicostephanus goldi
Lineage: Eukaryota; Metazoa; Nematoda; Chromadorea; Rhabditida; Strongylidae
Source: the annotation of a GenBank genome assembly